AUGUCAAAUCGCGUGUUUGAUAACUCUGAGAAUAAGAACUCCAUCAAACCAUUCAACAAGGACUCACAGAAUGAAAACGCUCUCAUAUCAAGCAAAGUAUCAAACUUUAGGCCAACACUGAGGUUUAAGAGAGUACCAUUGGGUGGCAAAAAUCAGAAUACCAACACGUUUGAAUUGAACAGGUCAAAAUCAACUAUAAAUUCCAAUUUAUCCUCGCUCAAACCCAACAACAAGCCUCCAAGUUUAGUAAAGUCGAAUUCGAGUUUGGGAUUUCAAUCCGUACCUGUGUACCAAGAGAACACUAAUAAGCAGGCUGGUCAAUUUCAAAAUGCUGAACCGUGGACUGCUGAAAUUGGCACCAAGCAAGUGGGGGAGAGUAGUAGAAAUUCAAUGAGUUUACCAAGAUCUAAUCGCAAUAUCAAGAAAAGAGUUAGUUUGGAUGAACAAUCUCACCCAGCAUUGCUAUCGCCUAAAAAACCCAAACUUUUUCAAACCGACUCCUUGGUCAAAUCUGAUGGAACAAAACGUCAACCAAUAAGUAAUUUUGAAACUACGCUUUCAGAAAGAACUGAAGCUAUGAAUGCGAGACACAUAGUGAAUAACGAUAUAACGAGAAACAAUGUGGAUCCAAUUAAGCCAACAAACAGGCGCCAUUCGAUAGAUGCGAUGGUUUCACAACACUGGCAAGAUGAAAUAGAAUUUAUACCACAAGAUUACACCAAAAAGGAUAGUGAGUUGCUUAUUUCAUUCAAUGAUGAUGAGUUACAGUAUUUCUCAACACCAAAUGUCAGCCAUGAGUUUAAACUGACCCCACCUAAUGAAGAUUUAGAUUUAGAAUUGGAUUUUGAAGACGGCACAGGAGACGAGGAGCUUGACGCUAACAUGACUGUCGACGGAAAUGAGAAGGAGGGGUUUGGAUUAAAUGACGAGGAUUUAAGAAACCUAUUAGAUUAA
This is a messenger RNA of Lodderomyces orthopsilosis Co 90-125, 954 nucleotides long. RefSeq lists its product as uncharacterized. Lineage: Eukaryota; Fungi; Ascomycota; Pichiomycetes; Serinales; Debaryomycetaceae. The coding region runs from base 1 to 954 and encodes 317 amino acids. The record is from RefSeq and is a predicted model, not a curated record. The transcript has a single exon.